This is a messenger RNA of Camellia sinensis, 1031 nucleotides long. RefSeq names its product Phosphatidic acid phosphatase (PAP2) family protein (gene LPPGAMMA). Gene Ontology annotation, molecular function: dolichyldiphosphatase activity. Lineage: Eukaryota; Viridiplantae; Streptophyta; Magnoliopsida; Ericales; Theaceae. Gene Ontology annotation, biological process: lipid biosynthetic process; protein N-linked glycosylation. Gene Ontology annotation, cellular component: endoplasmic reticulum membrane; intracellular membrane-bounded organelle. The record is from RefSeq and is a predicted model, not a curated record.
CUCUGCCAGUAUUUCUCUUUCUUCCACAUACAUCUCUCUCUCUCUCUCUCUCUCCAUAGAUAUAUAUAUAUAUAUGGGAAACCCUUCGCUGAAGGCCGUGACUCUGACCCACGUUCGGUACCAGAAGGGGGAUCAAUUAGGGCAUUUCUUGGCAUGGAUCUCUCUCGUCCCCGUCUUCAUCAGCCUCGGUGGUUUUGUCUCCCACUUCAUCUUCCGCCGGGAGCUCCAAGCCAUGUUCUUUGCUCUGGGCCUCAUCAUCUCCCAAUUCAUCAACGAAUUCGUCAAGACCUUUGUCCAACAAGCUCGUCCCGAGACCUGUGCUCUCCUCGAGACGUGCGAUUCGCACGGCUGGCCUUCCAGCCACUCUCAAUACAUGUUCUUCUUCGCUGUCUAUUUCACUCUCUUGACCUAUUACAGAAUCGGGUUGUUGAGUAGGAGGCAAAUGUGGGUUGCUGGGACUGUUGUUUGGCCUCUGGCUUUGUUGACUAUGUAUUCUAGGGUUUAUUUAGGCUACCAUACUGUUGCACAGGUGUUUGCUGGUGCUGGUCUAGGGUUUUUUCUUGGGGCUGGGUGGUUUUGGGUCGUUAAUUCUUUGCUUAGAAGUUUCUUUCCCGCUAUCGAAGAGAGUGCAUUUGGGAGGUUGUUUUAUGUUAAGGAUACAUCACAUAUACCCAAUGUGUUGAAAUUUGAGUAUGAGAAUGCGCGAGCUGCUCGGAAACAUGUGUCUUACAAACGAUCUGAUUGAUCCGAAGAUUGACUCUGUGCAUUGCUUCAUAUCAUGUGAUCCAGGAGGAUGGAGGAUUUCAUUUCUACCUAUACAAGAAAAGAUCAAUCAAACAAAUGCUGACUCUCAUUUGGAUAUCUCUUUGUUGUAGAACACAUAUUAUUUGGGAAGCAAAUACAGUUUAAAUCUGUUCUUGCUUUAUUGUCUUUCAGAAAGAGCAUGUCAGGAUAUAUACUAUCAACUGUUCAGCAAUGUCAUUGUAAUAACUAGUUUGAGCAUAGCUAAUUCACUGGAUUUUAUUUCUGUA